UUUUUUGUAUGUUAUUAUGGCGGAUAGCGAAGAGGGGGACCAUUUUGGAGCAGUGGACACAGCUACUACUGCUACUGCUGCUACUACUACAACUAGUACUAGUAGUUUCUCUCAGUUGUUAUUUUCUGAUGAUGAUAAUGAUAUUGUGGGUCUUAACGAUAUGGGCCCAAGCCUUUCUUUUCAUCAUCCCUACUCUUCUUCCAUCAAGCUUCCUAAAAUGCUUUCUUUUGGGGGUUAUGAUAAUCCAUAUCUUCAUCAUCAUCAUCAUCAUCGUCAAAAGAACGAAGUUGAUGAUGGUAAUAAUGUUGUGUUGCUUACACCUCAGAAAUCUGGGGUCACGUGCAGUGACUCUUCUUCUGCUUCUUCUGCCAACAACAACAGUAACAAUAGUGUCAAUGUCAAUAUCAAUACUGCCUCCAAAUCUAAUAGAAAAAGAAAUGGUUCAGGCCAAGGAACAGCGCAGUGCAGUACUAACCCCAUAGCCAAAACUCAGAGAACUAGUAAAAAGACCAAAAUGGAGAAUCCCACAUCCACUGGCCAACCAAAGAUAAGGAAAGAGAAACUGGGAGAAAGAAUCAAUGCAUUGCAGCAACUUGUAUCACCCUUUGGCAAGACUGAUACAGCAUCAGUGCUACAUGAAGCGAUGGGAUAUAUCAGGUUCCUUCACGACCAGGUUCAGGUGCUGUGCUCUCCCUACCUGCAACACCAACCUGAGGUUGAAGAAAAUGGGGAAGAACCAAGAAAGGACUUGAGGAGCAGGGGAUUGUGUCUGGUCCCAGUGGAAUGCACAGCACACGUGGCAAGCAGCAAUGGUGCUGAUUACUGGUCGCCAGCCAUGGUCAACAAUUUCUCAUCAUCCUCAUCAUCAACAAAGCAGUGAAUGCAAUUUAGCAGUUCAAUGUUACCUAAAAGUAACACAUUUUGAUAGCUAGCGAACAAAAGGGUAAAAGAGGGUUCAAAAAAACAAAAAGAAAGACAAGGAAAAAAGAAGUGUAGGUGAAAAGGGUUGUCAUCUUUUAUGGUUUAGAUUAGGUAAGGUAAGAAAAGUUAGAAAGGAAAGGAAGAAUCUUUUUUCUUUCUUUUUUUCUUUUAACUUGCUUUUGGUAGAGAGAAUACACAACUGGGUUUUUGCCUGGGAUGACCUUUUAGCAUGUUUUACACCUGUAUAUUUUCUAGGCUUGACCAAUUACCAAUGCCAUUUUGAGUAAACGGCUAGUUGCCUUUGCAGUUA
Ricinus communis (castor bean) is the source of this 1231-nucleotide messenger RNA. RefSeq names its product transcription factor bHLH113. The transcript has 5 exons. Gene Ontology annotation, molecular function: DNA-binding transcription factor activity, RNA polymerase II-specific; RNA polymerase II cis-regulatory region sequence-specific DNA binding; protein dimerization activity. Gene Ontology annotation, biological process: regulation of transcription by RNA polymerase II. The record is from RefSeq and is a predicted model, not a curated record. Gene Ontology annotation, cellular component: nucleus. Lineage: Eukaryota; Viridiplantae; Streptophyta; Magnoliopsida; Malpighiales; Euphorbiaceae. The coding region runs from base 17 to 880 and encodes 287 amino acids.